AUGAGUGAAUCAUGUGUGGAGACGCCAGAGGCGCCAGCUUGGUUAUCGAAGCUGGAAAGCCAAAGGGAGAAGUUAAGUAAAGCGCGUCUUGGUCAUGAUAGCGGCGCCGGUGCACCUUGUAACUCAUGUGGAUCAGGUUGCCCAGGUCUGGAUUUGCAUUUUUGGCGUAAAGUUUGCCGCGCCUGUCACUGUAGUAAGGAUGUGCACGACGUGCAAGAUGAUGAUUUAUCAGGCUGGGCUCAAUUUGAGCUUCUUGGAACAGCAAAACCUAAGAAAGCUUCUAUGCCUCUCAUCAAAAUUCGAGGAGUUACAGAUAAGCCAGUUAAACUUGAUUGGGUACCACCAAAUGCAUCAACAGAAUUGGUAUCGGAAUACAUGUCAUGCUUGGGUCCACUAGCGCCUGUAUCAGGGUCGGAGGCGGCAAAGAAGCGUCGAGCGCAACUCCGCACACAACUGCCCCCGCACGAUGUGGCGCCCGCCGUGCGAACACACGCCUCUGAUCAAGAGAAAUCGGAACAUACGGAAUAUAUUUCCCGUAUAAAGGACCAUGUAGUCGGUAUGGGUAAUGUGGUUAGAGUGGCGCCACUUCAAAACGGUGAGGUCUAUUCUGUAGAAGACAGUAAAACGCAUACUGCCACAAAGUCAUACGCACUGCCAUUAAAAAUUUCGAAUAUAUCGAAAGGUGUCAAAUACAAUAUAGUGCCCAAAAAUACAUCAGAUAAGAAACUUGUGCUGGACUCGCAAGGCAACAUUGUAAGUAGUGCCGCAUACUUACCCGACUACAAAUCCAGUCCAAUACUGAGCAGAGUCGUCAAAGACAAAUUAAAUAUUAUGAAAAUAGAAUCUGACAGGAUCAAGAGUGCUGUUGAACAUGGCCCCAUAUAUGACAAGCUAUUUAAGAAUCUGAACGAUCUAAGCAUGCCAGUAACUAACGAUGUAUACUUAGAACCUAUUAAGUUAUUCCGUGACGAAUAUAACAAGAACCCUCAAUUUAAAGAAGAAGUGAAGGAAUUUGCUAACAAAGCGCUGGGAGCUCAAGUAAUGCCGGACCUGUGGUCUGUUAGUAACAAUAAUGUGAUGGGCACUGCUAAAUUGUUGGAUGGUAGAAUCCAAAAAGGCACUAUAUUUGCACCGAACGGUGAAAUAUGGAGCUGGAAACAUGAGCCGACUACACCAGAACACAGCGGCACCCUGUGCUCUACUAAGAUAAAUCCGCAGUAUUCGACGACCAUGAAACCAAUAAAUCAAGUUGAACCGCAACAAACUGCACCGUUGCGUGAAUACCGUAGAACCCACUCUGUGGAAGAUGUUCCACCACCAUUGCCUAAUUAUAGCACGCACCCAGGCCUAUCCAUACAAACUGACAACGCGCAAAUCGAUCACAUCGGCAACCCAGUUUCAAUCUCUAACGCACAACUCGAUUAUACAGGAAAUCCGGUCCAAAUUAGUAACUAUGCACAACAACUAGAUCCUAUUCUAACACAAUUUGCUGAUAUGUCUUUGAGUCCAGCAGAAAUGGAGUUCAACAGAAAGCUGUAUAACGAAGGUGUCCCGUGCCAGCGCUGUGACAAGCCAAUGUUCGCUGGUGAAGUAGCUGUUAAAGCCGAGAGGGCCGGUCAAGAAGCUAUAUGGCAUCCACAAUGCUUUACAUGCUGCAAGUGUGGAGAACUCCUAGCGGAUCUUGUCUACUUCUAUUACAAUGGAGAUAUCUAUUGUGCUAGAGAUUUGGCCAAUGUUUUGGGAAUACCGCGUUGUGCUGGAUGCGAUGAACUAAUAUUCACAAGGCCCUAUACUGCAGCAGAAGGUAGAGCGUUCCAUGUGCAACACUUCUGCUGUUAUCACUGUGAUGCUCCUCUUGGUGGGAAGAAAUAUGUUCCAGAUGAUAAAACCGGCUUACCAAUAUGUUUAACGUGUUAUGAUCAGUUUUAUGCAGAACGCUGCAAAGCAUGUGGAGGGGUGAUUGGUCCAGAACAACAAGGGGUGUCUUGGGGAAAUACGCACUGGCAUGCAGAAUGCUUUAUUUGUUCAGGCCGGAUGUGUGGGAAGAGCUUACUAAGUGGAAGAUUUGUUGUUAAACAGGAAAUGCCUUUUUGCAGCGUACCAUGCGUACAAAGUAAAAUUAAG
This is a messenger RNA of Brenthis ino (lesser marbled fritillary), 2124 nucleotides long. Lineage: Eukaryota; Metazoa; Arthropoda; Insecta; Lepidoptera; Nymphalidae. The record is from the annotation of a GenBank genome assembly.